UGCUUUUACUCAGUAACAGAGCUACAAACACAUUCACAAAAAUGGUUGAGCUUGAAAUGGUGUGCAAAGAAACCAUCAAGCCCCCGUCUUCAACCCCAUCAGAGCUUAGAAAUCACCCCCUCUGCUUGUUUGAUCAACAAGCCCCUGACCUUUAUAUAAUGCUUCUCUAUUUCUAUGACAACGGCAACACCGUCGACUCCGGCGGCCUGAAGGACAGCCUCUCAAAGGCCUUGACUGUCUACUAUCCUUUCGCCGGCCGCCUCCAAAAGGGUGGCAACUCCAUUGACUGCAACGACAUGGGCGCCAUGUAUUCAGAGGGAAAGCUCCGGUGUCCCAUGUCGGAAGUUAUGAACAACAAGCUGCAACACGACCAGAUUUUGAAGCUGGUUUGUUUAGAUCAUGACACAAAUGGAAAUGACACAGACCCAAGAUUCAAUCCUUUGUUGUCCGUUCAGUUGUUCCAUUUUGAAUGUGGAGGAGCAAUGAUGUCUGUGUCUUGCUAUCACAAAGUGGCGGAUUUGGCCUCCUUGACUAACUUCGUGAAUGAUUGGGCUUCCAUUGCUCGUAGCUCCGGCGGCGGCAUGCUGCCUGCAGUCACUCCUCUGUUCAACGCGGCCAGUUUUUUCCGGCCGGAAUUGGACGCCGGCGGUAAUCCAUCUGGGGAUGAAGGUUCUGAAGCAAAGGGAGGAGGUAAAAAGGUUUGUAUGAAGAGAUUGGUGUUUGAGGGCUCGAAGAUUGAGGCUCUUAAAGCUAUGGUUUCUGAGAAAGUGGAAAAUCCAACUCGUGUUCAGAUUGUCACUGCCUUCAUCUACAAAGCUGCUCUUUCUGCUAAAAUUUCAGUCACAGGCAAUUGGCCGACGACGAGUCUACUGCAAGCGGUCAACAUCCGAGGCCGAAUGGAGCCAGCAUUGGGAGAGAAAUUAAUAGGGAACAUACUCUCAUUCUUCAUUGCAUCAUCAACCUCGGAGGAAGGGAGGGAAAUGGAGCUAUGGAAUUUAGUGGUAGACAUGAAGAGAAGCUUUGAAGAGUUCUGCAGGGAGUUCCCAAAGAACUGCAGAGCGGAAGAAUGGAGUUGGCUUUACAAAUUACAUGCCAAAGAGAAAAUGGAGAGGUUGGGGAGUGCAGGAGGGGAUCAUGUUGUGUAUCAUUGUAGUAGCUGGUGCAACUUUCCACUGUACGAGGGAGAUUUUGGAUGGGGGAAACCUAUAUGGAUUACUGUUCCAGAUUUUGACACCAAAAAUCUGAUUAUAUUGAUGGAUGCAAGAGAUGGCGAGGGAGUUGAAGCGAUGGUGAGCUUGGAGGAGGAGGAAAUGGCUGUGUUUCAGCAAAAUCAACAGCUUCUCUCCUUUUGUGACCUAAGAACCUAGCUGCUAGCUGCUACCCAUCCCAACCUCAUAGCAACCAUAAUUGUUAAGUGUAUCGAGUAUGGGUUGUUGUGCCCUUAACCAAUCCAACACCAUAAUGAACAAGAAAAAUACUAUUUUAAAAUGCGUGUUUUAGAUCUCA
Cucurbita maxima (winter squash) is the source of this 1506-nucleotide messenger RNA. Its product is annotated as vinorine synthase-like. The transcript has 2 exons. The coding region runs from base 42 to 1367 and encodes 441 amino acids. The record is from RefSeq and is a predicted model, not a curated record. Lineage: Eukaryota; Viridiplantae; Streptophyta; Magnoliopsida; Cucurbitales; Cucurbitaceae.